AUGGAGGCCUCCAAGAAUUCAGAUUCCGUCGCGAUAAAUACAGAGAAAUUAGGAACAGAAUCUGCUGUUACAUCUGAAAAUCAAUUGGAAAUACCUUUGUUAGAAGAUUUACAGCUUGUUGAUAAACCACAGAAAACACCAGCACAAAAAGUCAUUAGAAAAACAUUCAAAAAAACAGCCAUUUUAUCAAAUCUUUUGCCUUCAGGUUCUGUUCUUGCAUUCCAAAUAUUAUCACCAGUUAUAACACAUGAAGGACAAUGUCAUUCUUCAAUAAGUCAUUCUAUGACAUUAAUCCUUUUGGGAAUUUGCGCGAUUUCUUGUUUUUUCCUCUGUUUUACAGACAGUUUUCGUGACGAAAGAGGCAAAGUCCGUUAUGGAUUGGCUACAUUCAGGGGUUUAUGGAUUAUUGAUGGCUCAUCCCCUCCUGAGGAUGCAGCAAUAUAUAAGAUGAAAUUCAUUGAUUUCUUUCAUGCUUUUUUGUCAAUACUUGUUUUUUGUGCUGUCGCGGCGUUUGAUCAGAAUGUGAUGAAAUGUUUGUACCCUUCUCCGUCUCCAGAUGCUCAGGAGAUUCUCGCAAUAUUGCCAAUGGCUGUUGGGGUGAUCUGCACGUUUUUGUUCGUUGUUUUUCCUACAACUCGUCAUGGAAUUGGAUUCCCUCUUUCGCGUUGUUAG
Molecule: messenger RNA, 672 nt
Organism: Solanum tuberosum (potato)
Lineage: Eukaryota; Viridiplantae; Streptophyta; Magnoliopsida; Solanales; Solanaceae
Exons: 1
Coding region: 1-672 (223 amino acids)
Biological process (GO): endomembrane system organization
Source: RefSeq, a predicted model, not a curated record